ACGACAAAAAGUUCUAACAUAAGACUCCAAUGCUAUGAGACAACAACCUUUCUCUCUCACCCCCUUUCCUUUCUCCUUCGAAGACUGUAUCUUUUUCCGUUCAGGCUCAGUUAAUCGCCGAAAUCAGUGUAACCCGACAGGUUUCCGGCGAUUUCGACAUGGAAGCUCGUGGUCGGGGACACCGGAAACCCAUUUCGAAUCUGGGUUAGUUGUUGUUUUCCUGUGUAAUGUAACCCGAGGUUUGAACUUUGAACUCAAACUAAACCAAACUCACACCAAACACAGUAGUAGCAGCAACAACAUAGGACCAAUAAAACACCCAAAAGCCUCUGACUUUUCUUCACAAUUCUUCUCUGAGAUAUUCACGUUUCCCUCGGAAUUUUCAAGGUUGUCGACUUCUAUGGCUAGCAUUAAUGCGAACGCAGCAGCUGACGUCUCGUCUUCCGGGGAGGACGGGGCGGCGAAGGCCGUGAAUAAGCGGUAUGAAGGGCUGCUCACAGUUCGUACCAAGGCUAUAAAUGGGAAAGGAGCUUGGUAUUGGACUCAUCUUGAGCCCAUUUUGGUUCGGGACCCGGAAACCAACCUGCCAAAAGCCGUGAAGCUCAGGUGCAGUCUCUGUGACGCUUCGUUUUCGGCUUCAAAUCCGUCCCGGACCGCUACUGAGCAUCUAAAGAGAGGAACUUGCCCGAAUUUCGGCUCAGUCGCGAGGCCCGUUUCUCAGUUGCCUCCCUUAGCUUCGCCUUCUUCGCAGAAUCAUCGGAAACGAGGCUUUAAACAAACUGGAGUUCCCGUUCCCGUUCCCGUUCCCUCUAGCUCCUUCGCAGCAGCUGGGGUGCUUGAUUCUUCGCGGGUUUCUACUGAAAUAAUGGGCUAUUCAGGUGCCCAGAAUCCGCAGACAAUGGUCACUAAUACUGGCUUGACUCAACACCAAUUGGUGUUGUCCGGUGGGAAAGAGGAUUUGGGUGCGUUAGCUAAGCUGGAAGAUAGUGUUAAAAAGCUCAAAAGCCCAAAAUCCUCGCCUGGCCCUGCCCUCAGCAAGGACCAGGUUGAUUCAGCUUUCAAUUUGUUGGCUGAGUGGUUCUAUGAAUCUUGUGGUUCGGUUUCCUUUUCCAGUCUUGAGCAUCCAAAGUUCAAAGAUUUCCUAAGCCAUGUUGGCUUGCCUGCAGUAUCAAGAAAGUACUUUGCCGGAGCAAAGCUUGAUUCAAAGUUUGAGCAAGCAAAAAUGGAGUCAGAAGCUAGAAUUAGGGAUGCAGUGUUUUUUCAAAUUGCUUCGGAUGGAUGGAAGAACGAUAAUUGUCAGUACGUGGAUGAUUGCAUGAUUAAGUUUACUGUAAAUCUUCCAAAUGGCUCUUGUGUGUUUCAUAAGGCAGUGUACAAGGGUGGUUCAUUGCCAUCACAGUAUGCUGAGGAUGUUUUGUGGGAAACCAUUAGAGGGAUAAGUGGGAAUGUUGUUCAUAGAUGUGUAGGAAUAGUUGGAGAUAAGUAUAAAGCCAAGGCAUUGAAGAAUUUAGAGAAUCGGAAUCAUUGGAUGGUUAAUUUGUCUUGUCUGUUUCAAGGAUUUAUGAGUUUGAUUAAAGAUUUUAGCAGAGAGCUUCCCCUUUUUAAAACUGUAACUGACAAUUGUUUCAAGGUAGCCACUCUAUUCAAUACUACUUCUCAAAUUAGAAAUCAUUUCCUUAAGUUUAGGUCACAUGGGGUUGAGCUUCCAGGGCUAAUUAGAGUUCCCUUACCUCACUGUGAUUUGUCCAAGAACUCUGGUCCUGUUUCUAGAAUGUUGGAGGAUGUGCUGAGCUAUGCUCGGAUACUCCAACUAAUAGUUCUCGAUGAUUCGUAUAAAACUGUGUGUGCUGAGAAUCUUAUUGCUAGAGAAGUUGCGGAGUUGAUACAGGAUGUUGGAUUCUGGAAUGAUGUGGAAUCUGUUCAUUCACUGAUGAAGAUGAUCAAGGAUAUGGCUGAAGAUGUUGAGGCUGAGCGGCCAUUAAUUGGGCAGUGUCUUCCCCUCUGGGAAGCACUGAAAGUUAAAGUUAAAGAUUGGUGUGUCAAAUUUAGAAUUGCUGAAGGGACAGUGGAGAAGAUAGUCGAGAGGAGGUUCAAGAAAAAUUAUCACCCAGCAUGGUCAGCUGCAUUUGUACUCGAUCCAUUAUACCUUAUAAGGGACACGAGUGGGAAGUACUUGCCACCGUUUAAGUGCCUGACACAUGAACAAGAAACAGAUGUGGACAAACUCAUAACACGCCUGGUUUCAAGGGAGGAAGCUCCUAUUGCAUUGAUGGAGCUUAUGAAAUGGAGGUCCGAAGGCUUGGACCCACUCUAUGCACAGGCCGUUCAGGUGAAACAGCGAGAUCCAGUGACAGGGAGAAUGAAGAUCGCAAAUCCUCAGAGCAGUAGACUCGUUUGGGAGACUUGCUUGAAAGAGUUAAAGUCACUAGGUAAAGUUGCAGUUAGGCUGCUCUUUCUUCACGCAACUUCAUGUGGGCUUAAGUGUAAUUUUCCCUCAAUGCGGUGGGUUUGUUCACAAGGGCACUCCAGGGUUGGGCUCGAUAGAGUCCAAAGAAUGAUAUUUCUUGCAGCACAUGCAAAACUCGAGAGGCAUGCCUUCUUGAACGAGGAAGAUGAUAAGGACACCGAAGUGUUUCCCAUGGCUAGUGGUGAAGAUAGUAUGCUCAACGAAGUCUAUGUUGAUGCACGCUCAGUGUAAUCUUUAAUCUUUUAACUCUAGAAUUGUGAUAUGUAGGCUAGAAUUCUUUACAUUCUAUUUCGUUUGUCCACUUGUUGCUUCUAGUACAAGGUUUUGGAAAUAUCACAGGGAGAGCAGUGUAUUCUAGGAAGAACUUUCAAUGGAAAAUUAUUUUGUGAUUAAUUGCAUGAAAAAGCAGAUUUUCUUGUUU
Molecule: messenger RNA, 2888 nt
Organism: Ipomoea nil (Japanese morning glory)
Lineage: Eukaryota; Viridiplantae; Streptophyta; Magnoliopsida; Solanales; Convolvulaceae
Exons: 1
Coding region: 35-2698 (887 amino acids)
Source: RefSeq, a predicted model, not a curated record